This is a messenger RNA of Cyanistes caeruleus (blue tit), 3824 nucleotides long. Lineage: Eukaryota; Metazoa; Chordata; Aves; Passeriformes; Paridae. The record is from RefSeq and is a predicted model, not a curated record.
AGAAUCGGUAAGUAAACCAUUACUACCAGGAGUAUUUGAAUGACACUGAUAUCAUAUUCUUUUCCUUGAGAAAUUCUGGGGGUUUGAGUGUAUUCUGACAAGAAAUCAUAGCAAUUUGUAUAUUGUAACAUUUAGUUUUUAAUGGGUUAUUAUGGCCUAUUUGUUCAUAUUUCCUGAAUUAAUUGUAAAUGAAGAGUAGGUGUUUUGGAGCUGCCUGAAAGAGAUGGAUGUUUCUCUCAGAAGAAACUAAUAGGAGAUAAUUUAGGUACUUUGGAAUCUUUUUAUGUACAAAGAAAUAAUUUAGGAAGUCUUGUAUCAAAUUAUGUUGCCCCCUGUCUUGUUCUCAGACUGGAAACUAUUAUUUCUCUGCCUCAAGUAACAUUGCCUGUAAAUCUUAAGUGUUUUAAUUGCACUGAUGUAGAUUACAGUCCCUGCCAAGUUGCUUGAGGAGAAACAAAUAGCUGUAAAGCUGCUUGCUAGCUCUUUGCAUCCUAUUUGCUUAGGAAAAAGGUGCUUUUAGAAAUGCUGUUUGUUUUGUUUUUUAUUUGGCAGGCAGAGUUACGUGCAGCUGUGUUUUUGGCAUUAGAAGAACAAGAGAAAGUAGAGAACAAAGCACCUCUGGUAAAUGAAAGCUUGAAAAGUUUUUUAGGUACAAAGGAUGGUCGCUUGGUAGCAGGUCUUGUUGCAGAAUUUCUACGGUUUUUCAAUCUUGAUUUUACUUUAGCUGUUUUUCAGCCUGAAUCAAGCACCCUAAAUGGCCUUGAUGGUCGAGAGAACUUAGCUCGAGAUUUGGGAAUUACAGAAGCAGAAGGUACUGUGGGUGGUCCCCUGUUGCUGGAGGUUGUUAGGAAGUGUCAGCAGAAAAAGAUUUCUGGCGGUAGAGAAGUGCCUCCAGUUCUAAGUGACAGCCAGUGCCCCACAUCAAAAUCAUCUGAGGGACGGUCAAGUGCACACUCUAUACCAAAUAAGGCUACUGAGAACACUCAGAGUGAUACAAGUGUCUCAUCAGGGGAUGCAAGCAAAAGAAGUAUUCAUUUUCUGCCUAAUGAAACAAAACUAGAUCCUCAACUAGAAAACAAAGACUUGAAUACCAAAGAAAAAAGUGAUCCAGUUGUGGAUGAAGAUGAUGUAGAGGAAGAUUCUUUCUUUGAUGACCCUGUACCCAAACCAGAAAGAACUUACAGCUGGAAAACAGAGACUAAUAAAACAGGAGGUCUAGCAUCCCUUUCUGAUGCACCAGCUCUAAAAAGUGGUUUAAGCUCCCUGACUGGUGCACCUUUGCUAAAGGAGUCUGAUAAUUUGGAUAGAAACUCUGUUUUAAAAGACCUGCGGUUGGUAAAUGCAAAGCUGGGAUCCCUGGAAUUAGGAAAUGGAGAUGAUGAUGAAUAUGCUGAUGACUUCAACAGUACGAGUCAUCGCUCAGAAAAAAGUGACAUCAGUAUUGGUGAAGAAAUAGAUGAAAUUUCUGUGGGAACAGAAGAGUCAAAUGCCAGUGAUAAACUCGAAAGCAUCACACAAGACCUUACCAUUUCUCAGUUAAGUGACGUUGCAGAUUAUCUAGAAGAUGUGGCAUAGAAUUGGACAGCAGAAAUCUUUCAUUGUGCUGGACUAGAAGACUGCGGUGGACUAUUAAUUUCAGACAAUCACCUUUUGCUGGAAUGUCCACUCCCUAUUUGUGCCUUGUGUUUCAAAAAGACUGUAGGUGAAGAAGGUUUUUAAAUAUUCUUAACAAGAACUAAAUGAAAUAGUGUGUUCCCUUUUGAGUCUGGUAUCAGAAUUACUUCCUUCUUUUGGUUCAGCCAGACCUUUCACAGCAGGAGGUGGAUUUUCCAAGCAGAAUGUCCAUUGCUGGCAGUGGACAUAAUGAAAACCAGUUGGUAAGAGAACAUCGAGAAGGAGGCAUGUGGCUUUAUAGUGAACUUGCACUGUUAUUUUAGCAGUCAGAUUUUUUUAAAGAUAACCAAAGCAAGAACCUUCAAAGGUGGUGGUUCAGCUCACACUUCUUUUAACGCAAUCUUGUCAAGUCAGCAUGUAGUACAUAUUUAUGGUAACUCUAGCCACAGUACCUAGUUACUCCAGACUUACUUGAAACUGCUCUUUUACAGACUCUUCUGAAAGUUGGACUUUACCUUUUUUAAAGGCAUAUUAAAUUGAGAGUAUCUAAACUCUUAAAUCUGAAUUUAGCUAUAUUUAGGAGCUAAGUUUAGCACUAGUCUUAACUCAGAAUAUUCUUGUUAACAUAUGUUUGUCAGACCAUUGAUGUUUAGACCCAAGCUGUUUUUAUAUAUGAUAAUUUCAUCAAUGUUAUCUGUUGUUAAAUCACGAAAAGUAAUUUUGUAAGGAUUCACAAAUCAGUAACUAAAUCUUAUAGGGUAAGUUUUUAACAGUGUGUAAUGCUUAGUGGAGCUUUUAUUUUUGAGGGUUCUUCAUGUGCUGUGAGAUCACUUUCAUUCUUGAAAAUAUUUAAAGUAAAAAUGAGCGCCAAAAAGUGAAACUACUAAACUUCUGCUUUUCAGAUUCUGACUGCUGUACAAAGUUUAAUGCAAAUAUUUAAAAUAUCAUACUGAGGACAUUAUGGACACUAAGUUCUAGCUAAGAGCAAAUUAUUGUAAUUUCAUGAUGCUCUUGCAGAACAGGAUCAGUGGUGGCAGGGUUGACACUUCUUCACUGAUACUGUUGCAAGUGGCGCUGCUAUAAUGUGUAGGUCAUGGACAUUUGUACUGAAAGGACUUCAAAAUGUGCACUUUCUGAACAUUGUGAACACAUCUGGAAAAUAGACAUGUAAGUGAAUAUAAAUAAUUUUAUUUUAACUUUUUUUCUUUUUUUAGGAUUUGUAAUUUUCUUUUUCAGGAACACUGUUGACCUGUCAUCAGUAAUCACCACAGUGGAAGUAGCAUGCUAAACUAAAGCCAUUGGUUAAGCAUAUAAAGCUGCUACUAGCACUGGAAGCUGACUUAAAUAUUUUUUUGCACUGGGCCAGCAGGCCUGGAGCAGUGCUGGGAAGUUAGGCUUGUACAUUACAUAAACGAUUUGAGAGGAGACAGCAAAAGUGUGCCUUUUAUUUAUGUGCACCCCAAAAAUAGCCAGCAAAAGAGUAUCAGAGUAGUCAUGGUGUUAACUUUUAACUUGGUGCCAUAUUGUAGCAGCUGAACACAGAGGAGAAUAUUUUUCACCCCAAAAAGUCAAUGUGCCAUAACUUCAAAUAGGAACAAUGUUGUAACAUAUGAUACAGCCUGUGUAUAAAAUUCGUUUAAGGGUAGGGGAACCUGUGCCUCAAGAUACUGUGUAUGGAAAAGUUUGGAUUGGACUUUUUUUCCCCCUUUCUUUUUUUUCCUUUUUUUUUUUUUCUUUUUUUUUCUUUUUUUUUUUUUCCCCUAAGAGCAUCAGCAUGUCUGAAGGAAAUAAAAUUCCACAUGAACAGUCGUUUCUGGCAUUCAUUUUUAAGGUGUGUGGAAUAAUGCAGAGGCAGUGUUGUUUGCUUUCUUACAUGCCUUGGGAAAACAUGAUGUUCCAUUACCUGUUAGCUAUAGGAUAUGUGGCAAUUUAUCAUACCAAAAGAAACCAAAAGUUUAUUAAAAAUUUUCUAAUUGCAGUUGAAGAUGUGGCCUUUUCUUUAACUAAUUAGAUAUUUUAUAUGUUAACAUGACCUGUGUUAACAACCAAGUAUUGUUCUCUUACUUUGGGAGUUAACUGGAGACCUUGGGCUUUGGCUCUAAUUGAAGGAAAUACCAAAAAGUGGUAAGUCUCUGUGCUGUUCCUCCUGUGAGCUUUUACUGAAUUGUGUGUAAUUCAAAUUGUCAAAUAAAGCUAUUGUGCUGGCUAAA